This is a messenger RNA of Linum tenue, 1790 nucleotides long. The record is from the annotation of a GenBank genome assembly. Lineage: Eukaryota; Viridiplantae; Streptophyta; Magnoliopsida; Malpighiales; Linaceae.
AUAAUAAUUUAAAAUGAGAGAGCUACUAUGAAUUUCCUCUCACUCAUCCUCAAUUCCUCAUCCUCCGCCACCUCUUCACCUCCGACCUACUCCGCUUGCUCCGUCAAAUCUUCAAACCCGAGAAAUCUUCAAUCCACAUAAAAUUACUGGGAAACGUUUCUCUGUCUACCCUUCCAAUCUGUUUUUUUUAAAUUCUUAUAUAGCCUUGCAGUCUCGAUCGCCUUCGCUUUCGUCAUAGCUGCUAGCCUGCUACAGUUUGCCCUCGGUCUUUUCGCCUAGUAGCAACUCUUUCUUUGUUCUCCGCUGUCGAAUUGGACUUGGAUCUGUGUAGUUUCAGUGGUCUGUCUCUGUAGCUAACAGGUGGAAAGCAGGUAGUGUCUGGCCGUGGUGGGGAGAAAUGGGGACGGUGACGUCGACGAUGGCGGCGAAGUUCGCUUUCUUCCCGCCGACUCCGCCUUCGUAUCAGGUGGAGGUAGACAAGGCGAGUGGGAAGGUUAAAAUGGUGGGGCAGGGGAUCGGCGUCAAGGAAAAUGUUGACGUAUGGAAGUUGGACACGAAGAGAGGGAAUCAGGUAGUGGCGGUGUAUUUUAGGAACCCCGCCGCUUCCCUCACACUUCUCUACUCUCACGGUAAUGCUGCCGAUCUGGGGCAGAUGUACGAUCUGUUUAGUGAGCUGAGUUUGCAUCUCCGAGUCAAUUUGAUGGGGUAUGAUUACAGCGGAUAUGGGCAGUCGACGGGAAAGCCAAGUGAGCACAAUACGUAUGCUGAUGUAGACGCUGUGUAUAGGUGCCUGGAAGAGAAAUAUGGGGCAAAACAAGAAGAUGUCAUUUUGUAUGGACAAUCAGUCGGUAGUGGACCUACUCUAGAUUUGGCGAUUCAGUUGCCAAGAUUGAGGGCUGUUGUUCUCCACAGCCCCAUUGCUUCUGGUCUCCGUGUGAUGUAUCCUGUUAAGAGGACGUAUUGGUUUGACAUAUAUAAGAAUGUUGACAAAAUUCCAUUUGUAACAUGUCCAGUGCUUGUGAUUCACGGAACUUCUGAUGAUGUUGUGGACUGGUCUCACGGCAAACAGUUGUGGGAACUCUGUCAAGAGAAGUACGAGCCAUUAUGGGUGAAGGAAGGGAACCAUUGUGAUCUGGAGAUGCAUCCACAGUACAUCAAGCAUCUCAAGAAGUUCAUAUCAGCCAUUGAAAAAUCUGGUGUGAGGAUUGGAUCCAUUGCACCCAUAGAACUGUCCCAGAAGCCUAGGAAGAGCACAGAUGUGAGAGAACCUUCUAGAUCAAGCGUCGACCAGAGAGAGAAGGUUAGGCUGAGCACGGAGCUCCGAGAAAAGCCUAGGCCUAGCAUGGAUUGGAGAGAAAAAUCGAGAGUCAGUAUUGACCGGAGGGAAAGGUCAAGGAAAAGUGUGGAUCGGCCUGAGAAGGAAAACCUUAGUCUGGAUCAGCAUGAUAAAGCAAGGAACAGUAUUGAUCGUUUCGGUUCCAUGAUACGUUCUGUUGGAUUAUGCAAUAUUGAUUGUUUCAAGCCCACAGCUACAGCUCUCUAAGCAAGUGAAAAGGUGAAUCUGCGGAUUGGAGUUGCUGCUUCUUCAGUUAAGAUUAUUUGAUAACAUGUGAUUGGGGUUCUUUUAGUGAUAACAAAAUUUCCUUAGAAGAACAGGAAUUGGAUUUGGUUCAAGCAGGAAUAGGCUUUUUAUUUUUUCCCACGGCCAUGGUCAUCGUUGCUUAAAAUUCGCUAAACUUAUCUUUGUACAUAUUACAUAAAUGUAAUGAAAUUUUUCUCGGGCUUAGCUG